This is a messenger RNA of Dermacentor albipictus, 5279 nucleotides long. RefSeq names its product zinc finger protein 436-like. The record is from RefSeq and is a predicted model, not a curated record. Gene Ontology annotation, cellular component: nucleus. Gene Ontology annotation, biological process: regulation of transcription by RNA polymerase II. Lineage: Eukaryota; Metazoa; Arthropoda; Arachnida; Ixodida; Ixodidae. Gene Ontology annotation, molecular function: DNA-binding transcription factor activity; RNA polymerase II cis-regulatory region sequence-specific DNA binding.
CUCGAGGCCAAUACAACUGAAGCACCGCAAGAACAAGAGGACAAGAUGGAACGAAGCACUCGCACAAGUUACUUCCGUGUAUCUUUUUCUGCGCGACACCAGUGACACUUCCAACCAGUGUUCCAACGUAAGUGGGGUCGAAUGCCGUGCCCCAGCAACGGCGCGCUCUGGGUAACAAAAGUUAAUCUCGAAGGCUAUGCUUUUCCAAACUGUAUUCGACAAAUAUUGCAACUCUACUGAAGAAUGGUUCAUAGCUGUGCACCCUGACCGUGCCGCUCGUCUUCAAUUUGUUGCUCGAUAAUGCGCGGGGUCGCGCAGGCUCUGGGUGUUUGGAUGGUGUUUUGUGAUGGCUGUUGAUGUGCCUGGUUGAACUGUUGCAAGUUCUUCCAGAGCAGAGCCAGUACUUCAUCCGACCUGUCCGCGAUCCCUCUGCCAGCCAGAUGGAAUGGCGUCCGUAGAGCAACACUUCUUUUAGAAGGCAAGGUGCUGCAAGUUGAAGACUGCCUCCAUUGCAAGUGCAGUCCUGCCAAGACACCAGUACUUCGAUGAUAAUGCUGAUCGAGGACCUUGCAUCUUUGGUUGGGUCAAUGUUACUACAGGCGAGCUGUGACUUUAAUGUAGAUCACUGAGAUGUGGCGACACUGGGCCCCAUCAUGGCAGCCACCAGGGACAAAGAUUUGCAGUGAUGAGUGCUGCUGUCACGGAGUUGUUUGGAUUUGUUUGGCCUUUCCUACCACACAGAACCACUUUGAAGUUGUAUCACCACUGUCCAGGCCAAUUUUUUUUACUCGUGCAUGCUGCAUGGCAAGCAAACAUAUAGUAAGAAAAGCGGCAUGCUGUGAUAAAUGUUGGGUGUCUACCUACCGGGAAAAGUGGGAAUGGACAUCUUGCAAAAAAGCCUUGGUCUCGCCGAGGGUUUCGUCCAUCGAAUCAAGAUCCGACUUGCAGUGCCUCCUGUGGUAUCGAAACUUCGGCGCCUCCCACUGACACUCCCACUUCCAGUUUCGGAAGAGCUCUGUCGGGUGGAAGAACUGGAUGUCAUCGAGCGUGUUAAUGCCUCAGAAUUGGUGUCCUCCUUCAUCGUGGUAAGGAAGAAGGAUGGCAGCAUUCGACUCUGUGUUGACUUUCGGGAACCUAACAAAGCACUCAUCGCCGACAGCUACCCGCUUCCUCACACUGAAGAGCCCCUGAACAGCCUCGUCGGUGCCUCUACCUUUUCCAAGUUGGAUCUUGCAUCCACAUACCACAAGGUUCUGCUGAAUGCCGAGAGCUGAGACUUGACUGCAUUCGUGACUCACGAUGGACUGUUCUGUUUUAAGCAGGUAUGCUUUGGGCUGGCGUCUGCCCCUGCAGUCUUCCAGUAGUUGAUGCUGCAGAUCUCAAAGGGUGCCCUGGAAUUCUGCGCUACAUUGAUGAUAUCGUUGUGUUCAGCAAGACCGGCCAAGAGCACCAAAUGAACUUGGCUGCUGUUCUCCGACGCAUCAAGGCAGUUAGACUCAAGCUCAAUCACAAGUGCACCUUUUGCGUUGAAUUGUCUUUCUUGGGCCACAGGGCCACUGCUCAAGGCAUCUCACUGCUGUCAGAGAAAGUGGAUUCUAUCCUGAACACUCACGCUUCCACUGACACCGCUGGUUUGCAUUCGUUCCUCGGCUUAGUCGAGUACUAUGCCAAGUUUGUUCCCAGCCUUACUGGAGUCGAGGAUCCGAUGCGUGCACUGCUCUGCAAGAAUCAACCCUUCACCUGGAGUGAUGCCGUUGAUGCUAGUUUUUGGUAGGUCAAGUUCCUGUUGUCAUACAGCAAAGUGCUUCAGAUGUUUGAUCCCACUCUUCCGGUGGUUGUCUCCACGGAUGCUUCUGACUUCAGCCUUGGCACUGUUCUCAAAAAAAAAAAAAAUGGAUUGGUGCCAGCUAAGCACAGUCGCCUUCGCAUCACGCACAUUCUCCCCAGCAGAGAGGAAAUGUGCAGUUUGUGAGCGUGAAGCACCUGUGCGCGUCUGGGCCUGCGAGUGUCAACACACAUACCUCUGGGGACGGCGCUUUAGACUUUGUACGGGCCACCAAGCGUUGGUCUCCCUUCUGUCGUCUCAUGACUCGGGAAGAGGCACCCUUCACAUCGCACGCUGGUCAGAGCGUCUUCUGCACUACAACUCUAUAGUGGAGUAUCGCAAGGGGUCAGAGAAUCAAGUUGCGAAUGCACUGUCCGGCCUUUCAGUGUCUGUUUCGCAGGAAGAUGCUUCGUUCACCGAAGAGGGCGUGUCUCAUUGCUCCACUCUGCCGCACCAAAGAACAGUUCCAGCAGCCCCUGCAUGAAGAUGCUACUUUGGAGCAAAUAAAGGCUUACGUUGCAUCAUUUUGGCCGCCCCACAAGUCCACCCCAGGUGAACUUCAGCCAUUCUUAGCCGUGCGUAAGAACUGGCUGUGGUCAACGACCUGCUUUUACGUGGGCAACGGCUUGUAGUUCCUCUUUCCCUUACCCCACAGGCCGUUUCCACUGCACACAAAGCCCACCCUGGGAUAGUUCGUACCAAGGCGCAACUAAGAGAGUGGUUUUGGUGGCCUCGCAUGGACAAGCAAGUGGAAAUUGCCAUUCACAACAGCAUAGUCUGCCAGGCUGCAGACAAGAAUGCCAAGACUGCACUGACUCUGCUGAAACCUGUGCCCCUGCCAGAGCGUCCAUGGCAUAAGGUCGCCAUCAACAUUGUCGGUCCCAUGGAAAGAGCGCCGCACGAUUGCAUGUUCGCUGUCACCCUCGUAGGCUACUUUUCCAAGUGGCCUGAAGUACAGUUUUGCAUCGAGGUGUCAAUGCGCACAGUGGCAAUCUUUCUGCUCUCAGUACUUUCUUGAGAGGGCUACCCCGACGAGAUUGUAUGCGACAAUGGGACUAGUUUUGUUCCUGAGAGUUCAAACAAUUCCUGAACAAUUGUGCCAUUCACCUCUCACACUGUUCGGUGUACUACCCCCAGGUGAAUGGACUUGUAGAACGAUUCAACCGUGGUUUCAAGAACUUCAUGCAGACAGCUUUGCUGGAACAUCAGUCACUACACCCAGUGGUCGUCGAAUACCUCGGCAUCUACUGGUGCACACCACAUGCGACCACGGGAGUCGCCCUGGCUCUGUUGCUGCAUAGAAGGCUGCUGAGAACACGCCUGGACAUCGUCGGGCACCCAUUGUCGUCCUUCUUCAAGGACCCAGCUACCGAGCUCCGUCAGCUGUGUCAUCGGAUGAAGCGUAAGCGAGAGAGCAGCAAGAAGCAUACAGAUUUUCAUCGAGCCGCGAAGUCACUAACUUUGCAGUUAGUGACUUCGUCCGGGUGUGGAAACCCUCUGUCACUUUCAAAAGAGACUCUUCGUUUGGCAGUCCCUGCAAAGUGCUGGAGCAUCACGGACUCUUUCCGCCUUAAUGAUGGCACGACCUGGAAUGCAUCCAAGCUUGCCAAAGUCUCUUCGGGUGCCCGUUCUCUGCAUCCAGAGAAGACCUGGAAAGCGCAAGAGGCUAGCACACCGAGGUUCCCGUCACCGGGGAGCCCCGGGCUACCAGCUGCUCGUGAGGCAUGUCAAGUGGCGGCUGCGGCUCUGUCUGCUCCUGUGGCUACCUGUGCUGCAAUCGACCCAGACAUGCCUGAGCUGCAAGCAGGUGCACCUCUUCCUGCUGUUGUGGCCGACCGGGCUGCUCCUGACCUAGACCCCCCUGAACCGCAACCGGGUCUAGCUCCUUUUUGCGUCCUACAGCCAUGGGCAAGACAACCUUUGAAAUGUUACGAUUGGCCACCAGCUUCAGCGCAGAUGCCUCGGUUGUCCAUGGGAGGCGGUGCAAGGUUGCAACCAGUGGAGGCCUCGCGGUACCAGUGUCGCUUAUGCCCGUAUGCAUCGAAGUGGCGAAGCAACCUGGUGCUGCACGAGCGGGUGCACACAGGCGAGCGUCCGUUUCGGUGCCACCUGUGCAGCCGCGCAUUUGCAAGCCACUCAGACAUGGUGCGACACCUGCGCACGCACACCGAUUGGCCACCGGCUUCAACAGAGAUGCCUCGGCCAUCCAUGGGAGCCGGUGCAAGGUUGCAACCAGUGGGGGCCUCGCGGUACCAGUGUCGCUUAUGCCCGUAUGCAUCGAAGUGGCGAAGCAACCUGGUGCUGCACGAGCGGGUGCACACAGGCGAGCGUCCGUUUCGGUGCCACCUGUGCAGCCGCGCGUUUGCAAGCCGCUCAGACAUGGUGCGCCACCUCCGCACGCACACUGGCGAGCGACCGUUUCAGUGCCCGCUGUGCCCGGCCACUUUCACCCGGCGUGGCAACGUCCGUGUUCACCUCGGCUUGCAUGACCUGCCGACAGCAGCGGCUCAACGCAACAGGCUUCCCCGCUCUGCCUUUGACCGCAAGGGGCAUUGACACUGCAGUCACUCCUGCAAGUGCUUUCACGAGGCUGUCAUUAUUCGGGAGGAGUUGACAGGACAUGACUUGUUUUCUAAUAGGUGCUCCCUGUUCUUCAUAGGGAGAGAUAGUGUUGUGACCCUAUCAGGUUAUCAUUGCUAAAGAAGGGCAUUCAGGUGAAUUGGAUUUGUUUAGUUAUGUCAGUGGUCAGGCAUGUUGGUAUCCUAUGAUGAAACUCCUCAGUGAAGCAACAAUGAACAGGACAGAGGGUGUAUAAGAGGCUGUUACCCUCAGCCUUUUCAUUGUUUCCACACUAAGUGUGAUCUAGGAUUUGAUCCACAUGUUUGGUUGAAAGAAAUAUAACAUGGCACGUAGAAAUAAACACAGGCAUCCUCCUACACUGAAGCAAUGAAAGGCAACUAACACAGGACACACGAAAUGCAUGCAAGCAUUACUUUGCUGUGUCAGUUGCAAAGCAGCGCUUGCAUGUGCGUCUACUUGCUCUAUUGCACUUUCAGUUGUAACAUUAACAGCAGUGGCGUAGUAAUGGAAGGGGGAGGGGGAGUUAGGGCGGCUGUGGGUCCCGGGUGCCAGUUUAGGGUGGGGGAGGGGUGUCAUAUUUGUGUGAAGACCCCCCUCUUUCUGCUGGCUUGACUGGGCACAAAUGAUAAAGAAUGCUCUGGUAACCAGCAGCCCGAGCUCGUGUACCUGAUGUAGCAGAUGUGCAUUGUCGGCUGCAGCUUUAUCAACAUCCUACGUAAAAAUCGCACGAAUGUCCGGGCUAAAAAUUUAAUUCGCUAAAUGGUUUCUGCAUCGUCAGUAUGUAUACAGCGUUCCAUUUAUCAGUUUUGCAUCAUUUGUAUUAUUUUUUUAUCAGUUUCGCAGUGUUGAAUAAAAACACUGUCUCCUAGUCCUA